AUGAAGGUUCCAACAAAAAAAUACGGAUUUGGGGUCGGGAUUAUCCCGAGGGCUGGCUCGGGAAAUGGGCGCCUGGCGUGCGGGGAACGGGCGCCAGGCGUGCAUGGAACGGGCCUGGCGUGCGAGAAACGGGCCGGCGUGGGAGGAACGAUCGCCCGACUUGCGGGGAACAAGCCCGACGUGCGGGGACCGGGCGACCGACGUGCGGGGAACAGGACCGACGUGCGAGGAACGGGCGCCCGACGUGCGAGGAAUGGGCGACGUUCCCAUGAUCGAGGCACGGGGGAACCAGACCCCAUGCCCGAAAUUUUUUUGGGGGCACGGCAUACGGGGAACGGUCCCCCGACGUGCGGGGAAAGGGCGUCCGGCGGGCGUGGAACGGGCGGACGGCGUGGGGGGGACAGGUCCCCGGCGUGCGGGGAACGGGCGCCCGACAUGCGUGGAACGGCGCCGGUGUGCGGGGAACAGGCCCGACAUACGUGGAACGGGCGCCCGACGUGCGGGGAACGAUCUCGACGUGUAGGAACGGGCGCCCGGCGUGCGGGGAACGGGCACGACGUGCGGGGAACAGGAGACGUUCCCCCCGAAAUUUUGCCGGGGGCACGGCGUGCGGGGAACGGGACCCUGGCAUGCGGGGAACGGGCGUCCGACGUGCGUGGAACGGGCGUCCGGUGUGCGGGGAACGGGCCCCCGGCGUGCGGGGAACGUGACCGGCGUGCUGGGAACGGGCAGUCGACGUGCGGGGAACGGGCGACAUUCCCAUGA
Messenger RNA from Cynara cardunculus var. scolymus (artichoke), 765 nucleotides. RefSeq names its product circumsporozoite protein-like. The coding region runs from base 1 to 765 and encodes 254 amino acids. NCBI's taxonomy places the organism in Eukaryota, Viridiplantae, Streptophyta, Magnoliopsida, Asterales, Asteraceae. The transcript has 3 exons. The record is from RefSeq and is a predicted model, not a curated record.